CCCAAAAAUAAACAGUCAUAUUGUUUUGGUUGGGUUUGCUGCCUGAUGUUUCUCUGGUCAUGUCCUCAGUCGAUUCUCUAAUCUCCACUCUCGCCGCCGCCGCCGCCGCCGCCGCCAGCACUCUGUGAUAAACCAAACCCUAUCAUGAAAAUGCUCUUCCCUAAACCCUACUCACCAUUCUCUUCUCUCUCUUCUUCCUCCAACGCCCACCUCGUCGACAAAGCCAUCACCAUCCUCAAACGCCACCAACCCAUCCACCUCGAAUCUCUCUCUUCCCAAUUCACCCCUCAAUCGGCCUCCUAUCUACUCCUCCAAUCCCAACUCCACAAAACCGUAACCGUAAAUUUCAUCGACUGGGCUCGACACCGCCCUUUCUUCGAUCCCCGAUGCAAAUGUCUCUCUCUCCAUCUCCUCACAAAAUUCAAGCUCUACAAGACUGCUCAAUCCCUUGCCGAAGACCUUGCUCUCACCACCGACGAUUCCGGUGACUCGGUCUUUCAGUCUCUCAAAGAGACUUACCAUCUCUGCAAUUCGAGCUCUGCUGUCUUUGAUCUCGUGGUAAAAUCGUACUCUCACUUGAAUAUGAUCAAAAGAGCUUUGCACACAAUUAGUUUAGCUAAAUUGAAUGGUUUUAUGCCCGGUGUAUUGUCUUAUAAUUCGGUUCUUGAUGCUUUAAUUAGGUCACGCGAUUCCAUCGAACUAGCUGAGGAAUUGUACAAUGAUAUGAAAAACAGUGGGAUUUCGCCUAAUGUGUUUACAUAUAAUAUACUGAUUAAGGGUUUUUGUGGGGUUAGGAAAUUGGAGAGGGGUUUAAGGUUGUUUAGUGAAAUGGAAAGAAAUGGGUGUUCUCCCAAUGUGGUUACUUUUAAUACCUUAAUUGAUGCGUAUUGUAAGACUGGGAGGAUUGAUGAUGCGUUGAGGUUGUUGAAAUCGUUGUCGGAGAAGGGUUUGGAUCCUAAUUUGAUUUCGUACAAUGUGAUUAUCAAUGGGUUGUGUAGAGAAGGGAGGAUGAAGGAGACUGGUGAGGUUCUUGAUGAAAUGAGGUGGAAAGGUUAUGUACCUGAUGAGGUGACAUAUAAUACCCUUGUCAAUGGUUAUUGUAAAGAAGGUAAUUUUCACCAAGCGCUUGUCUUGCAUGCGGAGAUGGUGAGGAAUGGUCUCUCACCGAAUGUUAUUACUUAUACUUCAUUGAUCAACGCUAUGUGUAAAGCAGGGAACUUAAAUCGGGCAAUGGAAUUCUUUGAUCAGAUGCAUGUGAGGGGGCUUCAUCCAAAUGAGAGAACAUAUACAACAUUGAUAGAUGGCUUCUCCCAACAGGGAUUCUUAAAAGAAGCUUAUAAGGUCCUCAAUGAAAUGACUGAAUGUGGAUUUUCACCUUCAAUUGUGACGUAUAAUGCCCUAAUCAAUGGACACUGUGUAUUGGGGAGGAUGGAAGGGGCUUUAGGAAUUAUUCGAGAUAUGGUUGGGAAAGGGUUGGCCCCAGAUGUUGUCAGUUAUAGUACAGUCUUAUCCGGGUUUUGCAAAAAUCUAGAUUUGGAUAACGCGUUCCGAAUGAAGCAGGAGAUGGCGGAGAAAGGAGUUUCGCUAGAUGCUGUUGCUUAUUCAUCACUGAUUCAAGGUCUCUGCCAGCACAGAAGACUGACUGAGGCUUGUGAUAUUUUCCAGGAGAUGUGGAGAUUGGAUCUGCCUCCUGAUGAAUGCACAUAUACUACUCUGAUCAAUGCUUAUUGUGUAGAAGGAGAUAUUAAAAGUGCUCUUCAUCUGCAUGAUGAGAUGAUAAAAAAGGGCUUCCUUCCUGAUGUUGUUACCUAUAAUGUGCUAUUAAAUGGGCUUAGCAAACAAGCUAGGACGAGGGAGGCAAAACAGCUUCUCUUCAAAUUGUUUUAUGAGGAGUCCAUUCCGAAUGAUGUCACAUAUGCUACACUGAUAGAAAAUUGUAGUAAUACUGAGUUUAAGAAUGUGGUAGCUCUCAUAAAGGGAUUCUGCAUGCAUGGUUUGAUGAAUGAAGCAGAUCGCGUUUUUGAAUCAAUGCUUCAAAGAAACUGCAAGCCUAGUGAAGCAGUUUAUAAUGUUAUUAUACAUGGUCAUUGUAGGGGUGGAAAUUUGCAGAAAGCAUUGGAUCUUUACAAGGAGAUGGUGCACCAUGGAUUUGUUCCUCAUACUGUAUCUGUCAUUGCUCUGAUAAAAGAACUUUUCAAAGAAGGGAGAAGUGAGGACUUGAGUCAAGUUAUAGAGAAUACACUGAGAAGCUGUAGGCUUACUGAUGCUGAACUUGCAAAAGUCCUUGUUGAGGUCAACCACAAAGAAGGCAACAUGGCUGCAGUAUUUAAUGUUCUUACUGAAAUGGCGAAAGAUGGGCUUCUUCCAAAUAGCGGGGAAACUUUCCGUGCUUCGCGAUAAACUGUAUGACAAACUUGUGUAUGUUAUCAGGGACCAGUGAAGUAAUUCUUUACACACAAAUAAAAAAUAAGUGGCCAAGUUGGGAAUUAGACGAAGUCCAGUUCCUUGUUUUCAUCCUAUCUUUCUUAUAUACAAGUUAUCAAGGAGCUUCAGAGAUAUGUGCCUAGAAAGCCUUCAUCCCUUUCAUCCCCUUCUGUCCUUGUGAUUUUGCCAAAGUUCUUUUAAGUACUGAUGAUGACUCUAUUAAUUAGGAAUUGUGAGGCAACUGGUUUCUGCUCAAUAUGAUAUAACUCUCAAGAGACCAUAGUGACAAAGUGCUGAUGACACUUGUGCGUCAUGCUAACUUAGGUGAAUCGUAUUCAAUGAGGCACUUGUAUGCUUGUUGCACAACAUCUAUGGUCUAUGAUCUGUGGUCUAUGAUCUAUGAUCUUCGAAGCAUGGCUAUGGAUAUGGGAUACAGUAACGACAUGAUACAGAUAUGUUGAUAACAACAAAUUGUAUAAAUUGGUGGUAGUGAAUUCUAUUGAUGUCUCCAACAAUGAUCCUAGAUCAGCAAGGCGGUGAAGGAAACUAUAUUUAUUUGCUUAUGUUAAUUUUUUUGGGGUAUAUUUAUCUGUUUGUUGAUUUAUUUUUUAUUUUUUAUAUUUAUUUGUUUGUUGUCCAGAGAAUCGUAUGCUUCAUUGUUUCAAAGUAUGGUUUGGUUUUGUGAGUUUAAAUCCUUAAAAGCCAUUGAAGCCUCAAUGGAACUUAUGUCGGUUAGACCCUUUUAGAUCCAAUAUCCUUUCAGAUUAAAGGAAAAGCUCCAUUCAGCCUCCAUGUAGAAAAGGGAAAGAAUAGUGUACUGCUUUUAAUCCUCAUAGAAGAACCAUCCUAAAAUUCCUAAUCUCUAAACUUCAGUUACAACAGAAAAUAAUUGUGAAAGGCCGGUUAGAACUAUUGGGGUGCAUUUGAUAUUGAAGAUAAAGCCUCUGAAUUUUGAUGUGAGCCCAAAUCAAGUGACAAGAAAACAAUAUCAUAAGUGAAAUGAAAGAAGGUCAAAGCAAUCUUUGAGGUCCAUUUCUUUUUCUAUUGUGUCAGAUUGAAGGUGCAGGUUCAAAUUAUUGGCACCAUUUAUCAGUUAGACAAUGGUUUUCAUUGCAAUUUCUCAAGAUCCAACUAGAAGAUAGCCUAGAUGGACAUAAAGCAGUCUUCUCAAUUUGAGUUAGAAAUAUGUCUGAUAGAGUGCCAAUUUUAGCAGUUGGUUUGAAAUGGGCCUCUCUCUCCAUUUGGAGCUGCUUUGUUCUGUUUCAUCAAGCCCUCUAUUUUACCUUGAUCGCAUUGGGCUGCAGAUGAUGAUAGUUUUGCUGUACCCUUAUCAGUAAGCCCAUUCUAAUCCAGUUGUUUUCUUGGCUAUACCAACAAACCACAAGUCUAUAGUUCAGAGUUGCCUUGGAAAGAUCUACUAUUUGGUUUUGAUAUUCUCGAUUUCUCAAAAUGGAUUCUUGGACUCAUUGUGGUUUAAAAUACAAACUACCUUUUGCCAUGGACAAAAACUCCAAGCUUCUUUUUCAUUUGAUACCUUAACCCCAUUUUGAGAAUCGGUCAUCUAAGUUUGUAGUGUUGAAUUCCAGUAUUUUUCUCAUUAAAUGCUUUUUGUCAAAAUCUUGAAUUUUUCAUUUCUCUUCUUUUUGAAAGGCAUGAACGCCAAGUGACUUUUUUGGAUUGAUGUCUUCAUUCAUUUCGAAAGGAAUAUAUAGAUGAAAAAGUAAGAGAGUUUUGCCAUAAUGGAUGAGAGCAUCUAGUGUGAAAAACACAAUGGGCUUCAUCACUGAAAAUUUGGAUGAUGGAUUCUCAAAUUGGGAUUAAGGUAUCCAAUGAAAAAAAAAAAAGAUUGUGAGGUUGUGUCUGGCUACUUUCCAUUGGAGAGUCUGCUUUUGAUUUAGCAUAGGUUGAAGCAAAGAUGAGCAUAAUGGUUUACAAAUCAGAGGAUGUAAAUUAUAUGGAUUUAUUGUUUUUGACUGUUUGAUAAAAUUCAUUGUAAAUAUUGUACUUUA
This is a messenger RNA of Camellia sinensis, 4433 nucleotides long. RefSeq names its product Tetratricopeptide repeat (TPR)-like superfamily protein. Lineage: Eukaryota; Viridiplantae; Streptophyta; Magnoliopsida; Ericales; Theaceae. Gene Ontology annotation, molecular function: mRNA binding; protein binding. The record is from RefSeq and is a predicted model, not a curated record.